Molecule: messenger RNA, 2908 nt
Organism: Dunckerocampus dactyliophorus (ringed pipefish)
Lineage: Eukaryota; Metazoa; Chordata; Actinopteri; Syngnathiformes; Syngnathidae
Product: gastrula zinc finger protein XlCGF57.1-like
Exons: 3
Coding region: 510-1709 (399 amino acids)
Biological process (GO): regulation of transcription by RNA polymerase II
Molecular function (GO): RNA polymerase II cis-regulatory region sequence-specific DNA binding; DNA-binding transcription factor activity
Source: RefSeq, a predicted model, not a curated record
CCAAGACAUCACCAAGCCAACGAGCAAGAAGCGGCCUUCACAAGUUGCUGUUGUAACUCUCAGAAGACGCUGUUGUACUCCUCUCUAGUGCACGUGGCCAAUGAGUUAUUGUUUUAGGCAAGAACACUCCCUCCCUGGGCAUCUGGUUGAUAUGAGGUUGAGCAACGCAGAGGCCCUUAGUGUCCUACACAAUGAUGCAACAUAGUUGCAAAUGACAUCCAGCAACUGAUUGGCCGUCAAUAAGUAAGUCCGCCUCAGCCACAGGGAGGGAGCUCCACUUCUAAGCAGGUAAAGCUACAGCCAAUUAAAGAAGAAGAGGUGGAGCCACAGCCCCCCUAUGUUAAAGAGCAAGAGGAUGAACUCUCGAUCACUUAGGAGGGAGAGCAUCUUCGAGGGCCAGAGGAGGCUGAUCUCACCAGGUUGCCACUGACUGGUGUCUCUGUGGUGACCGAAGACCCUGAAGACAAACCACCUGAAUCCUCACAGCUUCAUCUAGUCCAAGUGAGGAGAUGAGAGAGGCGGAGUCAGAGGACCCCAACGUUAAAAAGGAAGAGGAGGAGCCACAGCCCACCCACUUUAAAGAGGAAGAGGUGGAGCCACAGCCCCCCUAUGUUAAAGAGGAAGAGGAGGAGCCACACCUCACCGACGUUAAAGAAGAAGAGGCGGAGCCACAGCCCCCCUAUGUUAAAGAGGAAGAGGAAGAACUCUCCAUCACUCAGGAGGGAGAGCAUCUUCUUGGGUCAGAGGAGGCUGAUCUCACCAGGUUGCCACUGACUGGUGUCUCUGUGAAGACCGAAGACCCUGAAGACAAACCACCUGAGUCCUCACAGCUUCAUCAUAGUCCGAGUGAGGAGAUGAGAGAGGCGGAGCCUUCAUGCAGCAGCUCACUGCAACACAUGACAACAGAAGCUGAUGGAGACCACUGUGGAGGAUCACAAGCAGACAACCUCUUAGCUCCACUGUCAGAUAGUGACGACACAACGUCACACUCUCCUGAAGGUGAAGACAGCGACUUCAACCAAGAAUCUGUGAGCAGCGAUACAGACUGUGAAGGUGAUAUGAUGACUCACACUGGCAACAAACACUCUGAAAGCUCUAAAAAGAAGACAGGUAAACAUUUUAACUGCUCAGUUUGUGAUAAAAGAUUUUCUCGUAAGAGUAAUUUGGUUCGACACAUGAGAACACACACAGGAGAAAAACCGUUUAGUUGCUCAGACUGUGGAAAACGCUUCACUCAAAAGUCAGUCAUGGAAUUACACAUGAGAACGCACACAGGAGAAAAACCUUUUAGUUGCUCAGACUGUGGAAAACGCUUCACUCAAAAGUCAGUCAUAGGAUUACACAUGAGAACACACACGGGAGAAAAACCAUUUAGUUGUUCACACUGUGGUAAAGGCUUCACUUUAAAGGCGAACAUGCAAAGUCACAUGAGAACACACACGGGAGAAAAACCUUUUAGCUGCUCAGACUGUGGUAAAGGCUUCACUCAAAAGACACACAUGCGGUUGCAUAUGAGAACACACACCGGAGAAAAACCUUUUAGUUGCUCACAUUGUGGUAAAAGCUUCACUUUAAAGGCAAACAUGCAAAGUCACACGAGAACGCACACAGGAGAAAAACCUUUUAGUUGCUUAGACUGUGGUAGAGUGUUCACUUUAAAGGCAAACAUGCAAUUACACAUGAGAACACACAGGAGAAAACCCUUUUAGUUGCUCAGUCUGGUAAAAGCUUCUCUCUCAAAGUAAAUGUGCUGUCACAUGAGAACGCACACGACAAAAAACGUUUAGUUGCUCAAAUUGUGGUGACACAUUUUCUUGGAAGUCGGGUUUGAUAAGACACAUGCAGAGUCACUGAUGGUCUCCUGCUUGACUCGCCUGACUUCCAUGCAGUCACUGUGUUGCUACUGUGUUGUAAUAUUCUUUGCAUGUGUCUUUGUUCAAUAAAUACAUCUUGUUUUUAUUCAUAUGCAAAAGAAAGACACGGUGACUGCAGUGGUUUCAUUUGUAGUUAAAGGUGUUUUAUUUGACUGUAUGAUGUCAUCACUAAAUGCUGUAACUGAUGAAGUCACUUCCUGUUCCAUUACUUCCUGAUUGGGUCUGGAAAGUAGUGAUUUGAUUCCUUUUACAUUUGAUUCCUUUUACUGACUUGAGUUCUUAUGAUUCACUCAUUGAGGUACGGACCGCUUUCAGGAGGCUUUUGAAGGCUUUGAGUGAGAGCAAAAUAGUAGUUUUUGCUUUUUUUUUAAUUUUGCAGUGUUGAUUUGAUUUUGCUCAAACAAUUGUACGUUAUAAAAGGGAAUCAUGAUAUUAUUUUGUUGAUAUUGUUGUAUUUCAUAUUGAUGGAAUGUUCACAAAUAAGUGUAUUGAUCCAAAUUGACAAAAUCAUCCAGUUUUAUUGAAAAAUUCAAUUUAAAAGGUACAGUAUCUGUGUCAAUAUCAGCGAUACUGGCUGUGUACUUACUUAGUAUCGCAUGGAUUGUCCGUUGCUGUAUUUUGUUGUGGACAUUGAAUGCAACACCUAAGUAUUGUUUCCCAAUGUAUCUGUUCCAGCCUACAUUGUAUCAUGUUUUCUUUGUUUUAGUGUUCACUACUUGGUUUGGUCAGUAGAGGGCACUCUGUGUACACUGCUUGAUUGUUUGGGGGUGUUACAGGAAGAAAGCAACAGCCAAGACCCAUUGUGGCGGUUAAAGUUGUUUUGCUGGACUCUAUAGAUUUUAACAGGCUUGAACACUGGAAUUGUAAUCUUGAGAUAUGAAUGCCUUGUCAAUAAAGCGGUAAGCGUGAUUUUAAGUCAAGUAUACAUCUGGAGGUCUGUGAUUGACUUUACAGCGUCCCAAUAAGCAGUGACGUGCGGUGAGGUUCUUGACUGGUGAGGCAAUGACCUCUUUGGAGACCACGCCCAACAAACG